AUGAACGUAACGGCGCGGAAAACACAGGAGCAGUUGCUGUCCACAGAGCCCUGGUACCACGGACUUCUUCCCCGGGAAGACAUGAAGGUGCUUCUGACGCAGAGGGGCGACUUCCUCGUCCGAUUCACCGAUCCGAAGGUCGGCGAGCCGCGCAAAUUCGUCCUCUCCAUCUUUGCCGUCUCUGCCGACGAUGUAACGCCUCUCAACUUGUCCACGCCUGAAACAGAACAAAAAAGUAUUUGCAGAUCCGUCACUAUGUGAUAAAAGAAGCGGAGAACAAGUUUGCGGUGGACGCGAAGUGGUUUGUGAGCAUCGCCGACAUGCUCAACUACUACCACCGCACCAAGGAGCCCGUCGCCACCGGAGUCAGUCGAUCGAUUGUUUUUCUGAGGAAUCGUCUCGAUUUGUUUGCAGUGCUUCGAUUCGGUGCUCGUCCGUCCGAUCGGUCGUGAGCCAUGGGAGAAGCAGCACUCGGACGUGACGCUCAUCAAGAAACUGGGCGAAGGCGCGUUCGGAGAGGUGCAGCUGGGCGAGAUCCGCAUCGGAAUGACGGUAAAGAAGGCGGCGAUCAAGCUGGCGAAGCUGGAGAGUCUGACGAAGGAGCAGAUCAAGGAGAUCAUGCACGAAGCGAGGCUCAUGCGCAAGUUCAAGCACCCGAACGUCGUCACUUUCUACGGCGUCGCCGCCGGAAUGGAACCCCUCAUGGUCAUUAUGGAGUUGGUCAGUCGGACUUUACUAGGAAAGUACUUUUGAAAGCCCAUCUUUUUACCCAUCUUUUCAAAAGAACUUCCCGACAUUGAACUGAAUGCAGGUUUCGAUUUGCAGGCAGAAAACGGCGCGCUGGACUCGUACCUGAAGAAGAACAUUGGACACUUGACGGUGUGGACGAAGAACGACAUGAUUCUGCAGGCGGCCCGUGGCCUCGAGUACCUCCACUCACUGAACGUCAUCCACAGAGACAUCGCCUCGCGUAACUGCCUCUACGGCAACGGACAAGUCAAGAUUUCGGACUUUGGACUCUCGCGGGAGGGCGCCAACUAUCGACUCAAUCCGCAUAAAAAGUCGGUCAAUUUUUCAUAGCUUUCGAACGAAUUGAAACGGAACCUAUUCGCUCAGGGUCCCGAUCAGAUGGCUGGCGCCAGAAGUGCCCCGGACCGGCUUCUACACUCAGAAAUCGGACGUGUUCGCCUACGGAAUCAUGUGCUGGGAAGUGUACCACGACGGCACCGAACCCUAUCCGGGCAUGUCGGUCGCCGAGGUGUUGCCACGUGUCCAGGACGGAUAUCGCAUGGACUUUGGGCCACAGGUGCCUGACAAGAUUGGCAAAUACAUUACGGUUAGUGCGGAUUGUAAAAAAGGCAAUUGUUUUUUGGAACUUGCUGAAACGGAAAAGCCCAUAUCUCGAGAACAAAUGGUUUUUUCAAAAACUAUCAAUUGAAAUCAGACUUGCAACGCCAAAAUUGGAAAUUUUCCGGCCCGGCCCAGCCCGGCCCGGCCCGGUUGGCCCGGGAGGAUGCACCUAAAAAUUCAAAGCGAACUAGUUUUGCUUCAAUUUCGAAGAUUCAUUGUAAAAACCAGCAGAAAUAGAAAAAAAGACGAAAAAGGCAAUGUUAUAGCAUAAAAACCUGUUAAAAAAUAGAAAUUGCUGUUUAAAGUCGCAAAAUUUUCACAAAAAUUACGAAAAUUUUCUCAAGAGUGGGCGGAGCGAUUGAUUGCAACUCUGGCACGCCAUUUUAGCAAUUUUGCCGCACGCGUUUUCCUCUUCCUUUAUAUUUUUUGCAUAUUUUUUUUGAGGUCUAACUUCCGGGCCGACGAUUUGCUGGCCCGGCCCGGGAUUUGGCAAAACUGAUUGAAAUGAUCAACUUUGUAAUUAAAUAUUUCAUUUAGGAACGUGUGUGCGCCGGUACCGAGUGGGAACGAGUGGCGAUGAGUGAAGUGGUUCGAGAUCUGCCCGGAAUCGAAGGAUUCUCCGAGCCGACGGUGGUACUGCAGAAGAAGCCCUCUCUGUCCGACGGCGGCUACUUUGACGUGCCCGGACAGAAGGCCGCCUCCCCGACCGCCCCUCCGCCACCCCGUCCGCCGGCUCCCCCGCCAGUGAUGGAUGUUCCCGAACCGCCCAGGCCGUCGCCGAUCAUCAACAUCCUUCCGCACAUGUCCCAACCGACCCAACCGCCUACAAAUGCAGCCACGAUCCCUGCGAUGCCGGUUCGUCCCGAAGAGCCGAUCAAGAAAUCGGCGUCCACUAGUGGAGAUGGAGAAGUGUGAGUUUCAACGGGUUUUGUAGCCUUGAGCGAGCAUCUGUGGACCCUAUUUUUGAAUUUUUAAAAUUUUCACGUCUAGUUGAUUUUUUUGCAGUUGACAACUUUUGGGUGUGACCACUUUGAAGAGUACUAGAGCUUGUGGAAGUUGGGAUCCAUUUUUGCUGGCCCCUACUUUCAAGAGCUACAGUAGGCUUAGGAAUAGUAGUACAAAGAAGUUGUCAACUGCGAAAAUGGACCACUAAAGAUUUCCUGCAGGAAAAAACCGCGUAAGCCGGUGCGUCAGGGAACGCCGGGAUCGAGGGCUCCGAACAACAUUUCGGGCAUGCGAAGCUCCUCGUUGGCCGCCGGAAACACCAAUGUGAAGAGUGUGGUGAUGACGAAGAACCGGAAGAAGAAUGCGGCGAGUCAGUGCCAGGAUCCGUCGCGCAUUUCCAACGACGCUCCCCGCUCGAACACGUCGUUUCUCGGCAAACUGGCGAAGAAGAAGCAAAAGGAGAAGAAGGGCGUUUCGCAACAACAGAAUUAG
Molecule: messenger RNA, 2787 nt
Organism: Caenorhabditis sp. 36 PRJEB53466
Lineage: Eukaryota; Metazoa; Nematoda; Chromadorea; Rhabditida; Rhabditidae
Source: the annotation of a GenBank genome assembly